Messenger RNA from Sphaeramia orbicularis (orbiculate cardinalfish), 1794 nucleotides. RefSeq names its product zinc finger protein 75A-like. The coding region runs from base 166 to 1152 and encodes 328 amino acids. The transcript is spliced from 2 exons. Gene Ontology annotation, molecular function: RNA polymerase II transcription regulatory region sequence-specific DNA binding; DNA-binding transcription factor activity, RNA polymerase II-specific. The record is from RefSeq and is a predicted model, not a curated record. Lineage: Eukaryota; Metazoa; Chordata; Actinopteri; Kurtiformes; Apogonidae. Gene Ontology annotation, cellular component: nucleus. Gene Ontology annotation, biological process: regulation of transcription by RNA polymerase II; embryo development.
GGGGGCAGUGUGGUGUUUUUAAUAUUAGCCUGUUAGCUUCAAACGGCAUUAUUCGUCUAGACAUACUUGGUAGCAUUGCAUUUGUCUGGGUUUUGCGUUUUUAUUUGCCUUUCCUUUCACCACCGUUCACCUUUGUUGGCCUUAAACCACAACUGGAGCUUAAAGAUGAUGUCGGACACGCAGCUACUGAGACAGAUGGUGAAUGAGCGACUGGCGGCGGCUGCAGAGGAAAUAUUUGGACUGGUUGAAAAAACUAUAGCAGAGUAUCAGGACGAAGUUUUUCGCUGUAGAAGUGAAGUCAUUGCACUGAAAAGGCAGAUGGAGCAACUGAGCGUCUUGAAGCCUGAAGUCCAACUGUUGAAAACAGAUGUCCAGGAGUGUGCUUUGGAUCUGCCUGAUCAGAAUCCUACUUUGGAGAGCAGUGACACACCUGACCAUGAGCAGGUCGAAGAGGAGCAGUCGGACCUCUGCUCGAGCUCAGAUCCAGAGGAGCCUGAUGGUUAUGAGGAUUAUCAGGUCCCAUUAAGUGACUCAGAGCUAACCUGUCCAACCAUGUCAUUUAAAGAUGAAGAGAAGUGGAAUGAGAUCGACAACUCAGUUUCCCCCUCCUGUGAUCCCAUCUACAGUGAUAUUCCCUUCACUGCCAAGACGCCAGUUCAGACAGACCAAAUGAAAAAGAGUCCAAUUGAGAAAAACCAAAACAAGCCAUGCCGCUUAUGCCAUCUUUGUUGUCAAUCACAUGGUGAACUGAAGAAGCACAUGAGAAAAAAUCAUAAGGGAGAGAAGGCAUAUAAAUGCACUUAUUGUGGCAAAGUGUUUGAUCAAGAGUGCCACCUGGCUGUUCAUGUGAGAAUUCACACAGGUGAAAAGCCAUAUAGUUGUGAUUUCUGUGGCAAAACAUUUGCUCAGAAUUCAAACCGUAUUGUCCACCUGAGACAGCACACUGGAGAGAGACCUUACUUUUGUAUUAAAUGUGACAAAAGUGUUUCUAGCCGUAAUCAUCUUAGAUGGUGCGGAGGGAAACGAAAGAAAGCUUUUCGCUGUAUGACUUGUGGCAAAACUUUUAGCACAGAUUUAGACCUGAGGGUGCACAAGGAGGUACACAAGUCAUGGAAACGGCAUCUCGAAGAAAACCAACAUAAAGCUGUCUGAAACAAUGUGAGAACCCUAUGUGAUACCAAAAGUUUGCUGUAUGGAGUUAAUUUAGUUUUAAUAAAGGAGAGAUUUAUCUUAUUUGUGGUUUUUAAUUAUUGUAUAAAACCAAGGAAGGCAACAAAGUUAAAGAAUUACACAUAUAUAUACACACAUAUACAUAUAUAUGUGUGUGUGUAUACAUACACACACACACACACACACACACACACACACACAUUAGUAUUAGUGUGGCCGUUAGUGUCUUCCACAUUUUUACAAUGUCAGGUUCGUUGAAUAUAUGGCCCAAUAAGUCUGGGGUCACUGUCAAAAUUGAUUGUAAAAGAAUCUUCAAACUAGGGCUGAUAAUAGAAUGACAGUGAUAGUCAUUGUGAUACUGUGAUAUUAUGAUCUUAAAUAUAUAUAAAACAAAUGUUUUAUUUUUCUGUGAUUACAUUUUACCCAGAAGGCUAAUCUUUAACAUGCACGUUUCAGACCAGUAGACAGUGGCAACAUGUUAUUGUGUCAUCUAGUUUGAUUCUUACAGAAGUGCAUUGUAUUGUUUACAGGAACAGGGGCUGACUGGCUUUUUCUACCUCAGAUUACAGAAAUGUUCUUCUGUUUGUCAUGUUCUGCCAAUAAAGAGCAGUUUUGUAUCUUUAA